Trichophyton verrucosum HKI 0517 is the source of this 741-nucleotide messenger RNA. RefSeq lists its product as uncharacterized. The record is from RefSeq and is a predicted model, not a curated record. The transcript is spliced from 3 exons. Gene Ontology annotation, molecular function: oxidoreductase activity, acting on the CH-OH group of donors, NAD or NADP as acceptor. The coding region runs from base 1 to 741 and encodes 246 amino acids. NCBI's taxonomy places the organism in Eukaryota, Fungi, Ascomycota, Eurotiomycetes, Onygenales, Arthrodermataceae.
AUGGCUGCAUUGAAUGAUAUUGAAGGACGACUUGCUUUGGUCACCGGCGCCUCAAGUGGGCUCGCCAGCCGGAGUGUCCAUCUUGCAUUAACCUAUGCGAAAAAUUCGGACGGCAUGAAUGCUGUUGUCAGGGACAUCAAAGAACUACCGUCGUCAUCCAAUCUCCACAUAUCUGUCCACCAAGUUGAUGUCGGACAAGCCGAGCAGAUCAACCGGCUAUUCGUCGAGAUCCCGGCGGAACAUGGUGGCCGUUUGCCCGAUAUCCUUGUGUCCAACGCGGGAUACGGGGUAAAGAUACCUCAGAUAUGGGAUAUCUCGUUAGAGGAGUUUGACCAUACUAUCAACGUGAACCUACGAGCAUCAUUCAUCCUUGUCAAGGGCGUGGUUGAGAAUAUGAAGGCGCAGAAAUGGGGUCGGAUCGUGUUCAUGUCUUCCAUUUCAGCCCAUGGAGGAGGCGUUAAUGGGUGCCACUACGCUGCUUCUAAGGGGGGCAUGACGGGCAUGAUGAAGAACCUGGCAACUCGUCUGGCACAGUUCAAUAUAAGCGUGAAUGACGUCGCUCCGGCCAUGAUUGGAGAGACCGGAAUGAUCCCUGAUGCUCGAGCAAUCCCAGAGUUCGCUGGCAAUAUUCCACUAGGCCGACUAGGUACGCCAGAUGAGGUUGCCAGUGUUGUCGAAAUGUGCGUGACGACCGGGUAUUUGACUGGGCAGAGCAUCCUCCUGGCUGGAGGACUGAAGUAG